CACAUUUUUCUCAGCGAAGCGGCCCCUGCUGUGAGUGUUGCAGCGCUGCGGUGCUGUGGUUGAUUUUCAAAGUCAAUCGCACAGGCAUCCGGCUUCAGAAGGGCAGCUGUAGGAUGGCGGAGCAGCAGGUGGAGUCGCACAACAAUCCCCAGGAGAGCGAUGUGCCCCCGACAUCAUCAGAAUAUCACAAAAUGUCCGAAAAGGUGAGCCAGACAGACUCAACGACACAACACCCUCAGAGUCUGUGUGUUGCGUGUGUGCAGGUGUCGUCGUAUCUGCAUCAGCUCAAGGACGUUAGGGGCUUCACCGACUGGACCAAGCUCAACGAGGACGUUUUCGGAAGCACAUGGCUGGAAAUGGACAAGGUAACCACACAAGCAGCAGACAAUCAUUCCCCUCUCUACGACUGCGUGUGCCGCUGGUGCCUUCAGUUCACCUUCGGCACAUUGGCUGGACUCGUGAGCGGCUAUGCGGCCAAACAAGCACUCAAGACACUCGCUGUGCUGCUCGGGUUAGGAGGGGCCGCUUGGGUGCACGCAGGUGGAUACCCGUCACUUCACUUCUUUGGUGCCUGUUUCUUGUGCAGAGUUGGCUUCAUCGUGCUGCAAUCGCUGGUACGCGAUGACGGGGAGCAGACGAGUCGGGCUUCCCUCUCCAUGUGUGUGUGUGUGUGUGUGUGUGUAUGUGUCAGAACUACGCCGGCUACCUGAAGAUUGAGUGGCACAAGAUUGAGCAGGAGGUGGCCAAGAAGUUCGACACCGACGAGGACGGCAAGCUCACCACCAAAGGUGAGAGGGACGAUAGGAGCGCACUGACGGCAUCAAUCCAGCUUGUGGGCUGUUGUCCGUGUGUGUGGCACAGAUUUUGCGGCGUUCUGGGAGAAGUUCCAAAAGGCAAUGUCGUACACGCUGCCAGGUGAUGCACUCCCGCCAGCAGAUCGUGCUCGGUAAUCAAAUGGGAUGGCUGUCUGUGGUUGUGUCAUCAUUCAGGCGCUGGUGGGUUUGGUUUCGGCUUCCUCCUGGCCGUGUUCAAGUGGUGAACCAUCCGUCAUAGCUGAAGUUUUUGCCACACAAGGGAGCGGUCGAUAUACAUGCACGUCCUGGCUUUUUGACGGACAGAGAGGUCUUGGUAGGCCGGUGCGGUGAGUGCCGUGAGUGAGGGCGUGUCGAGGCGGGGGUGUGCUGACUUGUCAGUGCGUGUAUGGAUGUACUGAAGAGGAGGUCGGUGUCGACGGUCAGG
This is a messenger RNA of Vitrella brassicaformis, 1239 nucleotides long. The record is from the annotation of a GenBank genome assembly. NCBI's taxonomy places the organism in Eukaryota, Vitrellaceae.